Messenger RNA from Stomoxys calcitrans (stable fly), 996 nucleotides. RefSeq names its product hatching enzyme 1.2. Gene Ontology annotation, molecular function: metalloendopeptidase activity; zinc ion binding. The record is from RefSeq and is a predicted model, not a curated record. Lineage: Eukaryota; Metazoa; Arthropoda; Insecta; Diptera; Muscidae. The transcript has 3 exons. Bases 1 to 957 code for a protein of 318 amino acids. Gene Ontology annotation, biological process: proteolysis.
AUGAAAAAUGGUAUACAGUGGGCACAAAUUACGGAUGAAACAUUUCAAACCCCCAACAACAACAACAACAACAGCAACAAUAACAAUUGCAGAGACAUUGAUUAUAGCAGCGGACGUUACAACGAACGCAGGACGUAUUUCUCAGAUGACUUCGAUCAAUAUGGACAAAAUUACGAUGAAUUGGAUUUAACCGACACUGGCGAUGAUCCUGAAACAAAGCCCAGAUUAUUUCAAGGAGACAUAGCUAUCGAUCCGUUUACCUACAUAACUCUUCGCUUAGGUGUGAAUCCAACGAAACAUCCUAAACGGCUUUGGCCAAAUGCAACAAUACCCUUUGAGAUUAGUUAUUUGUAUGAGAGUCAUGAGAGAAAUGCUAUAGAACGCGUUUUAAAAACUUUUAAUGCCCUCACCUGUAUUCGAUUUGUACCCUACGAUGGUGAAGAGGACGAUUACAUAUUAAUAACACCACCCGAAGAUGGUCCCCAGGGUUGUUGGUCCUAUGUGGGCCGAAAAGGUGGUGAACAGGUGGUUUCCUUACAACGACCCGAUGAGACGAGUGCCCACUGCUUCAGUAGCGAGGGUCGGAUAAUGCAUGAACUCAUGCAUGCCAUUGGCAUUUAUCACGAACAAUCAAGAGCUGAUCGUGACAAUUAUGUUAAAGUCCACUGGGAAAAUAUUGUGCCAAAAUUUCGAAAAAAUUUCAAACUAAUAUCGAAAAAGCGCGGCAAAUACACCUUCGAUUAUGAUUAUAACUCUGUCAUGCAUUAUGGAGAAUUCUACUUUAGUAAAAGCAAGGGAAAGAAGCCUUCCAUAACUCCGCUGCAGCCGGGUAUUCGAAUUGGCCAAAGAAAGACCAUGAGUAAAACGGAUUGUCUGAAAAUCAACGACUUAUAUGGAUGCCUUAAAGGGCGCCAAGCAAAAAUGUAUCGUAGUUUCUGUCAUUUAUUGGGCCUAUAACUAUGGGAGGGUUUCUUGAAGGGUUUCAGUGAAUCAUAU